AUGGGCGCCGGGAGCCGGGAGCUGUCCGUGGCGCUGUCCGUGGUGCUGGCCCUGACGCUGCCAGGGCUGCCCGUCUGGGCGCAGAACGACACGGAGCCCAUAGUCCUGGAAGGCAAGUGCCUGGUGGUGUGCGACUCGAACCCGGCCACGGACUCCAAGGGCUCGUCUUCCUCGCCUCUAGGGAUUUCAGUCCGGGCGGCCAAUUCCAAGGUGGCCUUCUCGGCCGUGCGGAGCACCAACCACGAGCCGUCCGAGAUGAGCAACAAGACGCGCAUCAUUUACUUUGAUCAGAUCCUAGUAAAUGUGGGCAAUUUUUUCACGCUGGAGUCUGUCUUUGUAGCACCAAGAAAAGGAAUAUACAGUUUCAGUUUUCACGUAAUUAAAGUCUACCAGAGUCAAACAAUCCAGGUUAACCUGAUGUUAAAUGGCAAACCAGUAAUAUCCGCGUUCGCUGGGGACAAGGAUGUUACCCGUGAGGCCGCCACGAACGGAGUCCUAUUGUACCUGGAUAAGGAGGAUAAGGUCUAUCUGAAACUGGAGAAAGGUAAUUUGGUUGGAGGCUGGCAGUAUUCUACGUUUUCAGGCUUUCUGGUGUUCCCGCUAUAGAAUUUGAUUUCUCCAUGACGUUUAUCCAGGUGAGGGGCAGCCUACCCCGGAGUUAUUUGAAGAUCAUUUUUUUCCUCUUCAGAUUGAUUUUUUUUCCUUGGUUUCUCAUGGGUGAAUAUGGAUUCUUUUUAAGGAUUCUAGGCCUGUUUGAACCAGCCCCAAGUUUUGCAGAUUAUUUUUUUCGUGUGUGCGUUUCAGUAUAUUUGGAAUUGAACUCAAAGCAGACAUUACCUAUCUGUGCUUAAGUGUAACAGUCAAAAGCUGUCUAUGAGGUUUAUUCUGAAUUUUGUUUCCUGAAUUACUGAAUUUGUUGCCGAUGUGGAAUUUUAUUCCUUUAUUUUUAAAAGACUGGCAACCAGGUCUAAGAAUUAUUGAACUGUAAGUUCCGACUUGAACGUUAGUGGGUUAUUGCCAAAGAGCUGUAUACUGUGUUGAUAUAUUGACUCCACUUGUUUUUGUUCCUUUGGAAUUGGUUUGUUUUGUUCGCUUAAAGGUACCGGGAAGUUGUUUUUCCCUGAUGGGCUUUGUGUCUUCUCUACAAAUCGGGUAAUGAAUGGCUUGCCCGCAAAUUUACUUUGAGAUCACCAACAUGACUUCCCUAAAGAAAAAAAAAAAAAAGAGUGCUUCAUAGUUGUAUUUUAAUUAUAUAUGUGAAAGAGUCAUAUUUUCCAAAUUAUAUUUUCUAAUAGGAAGAAUGGAUCAUAAUUGUGACAGGAAAAAGUUGCUUACUGGAGUUUUAAGUACUCAAUCCCCAAACCUCGGCAAAACAGCUCUCCUCUGUGGGAAAUAUGAAACUUUAUUGCUCGACUUUAAUUAACAUGAUUGAUAAUAACCACUUUAUUAAAAACCUAAGGGAUUUUUUUUUUCCCUUAGACAUGGUCACUUUAUUAACUGGAGAUAGGAUACCCUUGUUUUUAAUUAUACCA
This is a messenger RNA of Loxodonta africana (African savanna elephant), 1532 nucleotides long. RefSeq names its product cerebellin 4 precursor (gene CBLN4). Bases 1 to 606 code for a protein of 201 amino acids. Lineage: Eukaryota; Metazoa; Chordata; Mammalia; Proboscidea; Elephantidae. Gene Ontology annotation, molecular function: protein binding. The transcript has 3 exons. The record is from RefSeq and is a predicted model, not a curated record. Gene Ontology annotation, cellular component: synapse.